GCCAAAGUCCAAAAGUCUAAAAGUGCCAGCUGUUUAUUUAGAAUUAAGACUAAUGCUGAUUAUCUGAUAACUACGCAGGACAAUAAGAAAAAGAAAUCUACGUGUACUGGAUGAAAUCAAAGGUUACGAUAGUAGACUCAUCAUGAGUGAAUCGCAGUGUUGGUAAAUGAAAAUUAACAUCAGGACAAGUAAAGUCAACACUAAAGACUUUAAAAAUGGCCACAAGGGGGCGAUGGUGCAGAUCAAAGAUCGGGCAAACAUUUAUGAUCAUUCUUGUCAUUGGACUCGGACUAUUUGCUCUGAAUUAUUACGCUGGGGUUUCAUUUGUCAAACAUGAUGACAUCACAGAAGAGGAUUUGCAUAAUCGACAUCUAAUGGGACACAGACAUCGAACCCAUCAUAGACAUAAAAAAACACAUGUGAAAAGUAAGCCUACACAAAUCUUUGACGAUGAUUCCGGCCCAAUGUGUAAGGCUCCUAAAUUAGACCUUCAUCAUGACGCAAACAAAGGAGCGUUUAAUGAGCUCCCACAAUUACAAUGCAAUGGAGUUGAAAUCGCUAGAUUUAAAGAUAAGCAUAUUGCGCUCAGCAAAACAAUAUCUAAACAAGUAUCAAAAUGUGUUAUAAGAGGUAUAGAAAUGAAAGAAAACACAGACCAUUUUGAAUACAAGACUCCUGUCACAAUAACUAAUCUCAAAAGUCCAGUUAAAAUUUUGGAUGAUUUCGUCAGAAUUGACUGCUAUGAACAUGGCGAGAGUGACGAUCAGUACCAGAAUGAUGUGCAUAAAACUCGGGAAUUAAAACAACUUGACCAUAUCUCAAUGCCGAAUCUUCUUGUUCCCGAUGUCAAGCAAAAAUUGAAUAAGAUAAAUACCAAUCAUAAUGAAGGGCAAAAAGUGGGUGAAUUCCAUUCACCAAACAAGCAUAAUAUCGGGAGACAUGCCAAAAAGCAAGCAAAAACAAUCCAAAAGGGAGCUCUUAAACACGACAAUCAAGUGAUAACAAAACACAAACAACCAAAAGUUAAACAAGCCAAACAAAGUCCAAUAAACACACAAAAAGAAGCAGUUUCAACAAGGAAAUUACAAUCGAAAAAUAAUCCCUCAAAAUCGUCUGGAGUCAUUACCCAAUUCCUGACCCAGGUUAACAUUGAACAAAAACAUUUGGAACAAUUACAUGAAAUAAAGUCUGAAUCGGAUUUAAGAACCAAAGAGUCGCUGGAUAUGAACGUGUUAAUUUUCGCCAUUGACUCUAUGUCUCAGCUGAGCUUCCAGCGCAAACUACCGCUUACAUAUCGAUUCAUGAAGGAUCGACUCGAUAGCGUUAUGUUGAAUGGAUAUAAUAUGGUCGGAGAUGGAACAGCAGGUUCUCUAGUUCCAUUAUUAACAGGUAAAGCCCUAACAGAUCCAAAGGUACCAGAAACUCGGAAGAACAAACUUGGAACAUCAUAUGUUGACAACUUUGAAUUUAUUUGGAAUAAAUAUGAAACGAAAGGUUACGCAACUCUGUUUGCCGAGGACAAUCCCCAUCGUGGUGCUUUUAACCUUGAAUUCAAUGGCUUUGAUACUCAACCCACAAUGCAUUACAUGCGGCCAUUUUGGUUAGCUACGGAGGAAUCGGAUUUGCAGAAAACAAGUGAGGAAUUUUGCCUCGGACAUAAAUCCAAACAUAUGUAUACUUUGGAGUACAUUACUCAAUUUUUUGACACGUAUAAAGAACACCCGAAAUUUGGAUUUGGGUUCCAUCGUGAUCUGACCCAAAAACACAAUGAUCCAGCAAGUCACAUGGACCAAGAUUUUGCCGAAAUAUUACGAUAUUUACUCGAGAACAACCAUCUUAAUAAUACAAUGUUGAUAUUGAUGAGUGACCAUGGUGCCAGGUUUAAUGACGCAAAGGACACAAUUCAAGGUCGUUUGGAAGAGAGGCUCCCAAUGAUGACAAUAUCUUUACCUAAAUGGUUCAGGAAAGCCUACCCGAACCAGAUGAAUAUGUUAAAACAGAACAGCGAAGGGUUAACAACGCCAUAUGACAUAUUCGAGACACUCUAUGAUGUCAUAGAUACAUCAAGAUGGCGAAAGAAACCAACCUAUAAAGACCGUGGAAUAAGUCUUUUCAAACAUAUACCAUUCAACAGGACUUGUGCAUCUGCAGGUAUUGACCUCCAUUGGUGCUCAUGUCUUAUGUACGAAGAAGUUGCUGUUGAUGAUCCAACAGUGGAAGAAGCAUCCCUAGAAAUUAUUAAGAAAGUAAAUCUCCUCUCAAGGGAUCACCGUGAUGUCUGCUCUGAACAAAAACUUUACAAAACUCUGGAUGCCCAGCUUGUCGUCACAACAGAACUGUUGUUAAAAGAAUGGUCAACCUUAGAUCCUUACCAAAGAGUGGCAAACUUUAGCAACCAGCUUGACCUUGAACCCAAGACCUACCAGGUCACAGUACAGGCCCAACCUAGCAGUGCCAUCUAUGAAGCAACUUUGGAGGUCACCAGUGGUUUUCUGAGUGCAGGUUACAAAAUUAAGGGAGACAUAAGCCGACUUGAUCACCAUGGCGACCAGGGAAAAUGUACACAUGAACUAUUUCCAGAGUUAAGAAAAUUUUGCCAUUGUAGGACUUAAAUGUAACAGUAAAAACUGUGUUUGAUAAGACGAGGAUUUGAUUUGAAAAAUGCAGUAAUGUGAUAUGCUAAGCGUCUCACACCCCUCCUCUCUCCCCACACAAACACAGACACUCCCUCGAUCUUACUUGACACUCUAGUUAUGGAAACGUAUAAAAGUGAUAGGAGAGGUGGAGAUAUAUAUUUAUAUAUACAUGUAAGUGCCAAAAUAUUGCUAUCAAGCAAGAAGUACAUGUACAUGUGCAGUCAAUGUUUUGAACUAUAUACCGUUUCAAGUCGAAAAAACUGACAAUUUGGGUAUUUUACUAACUUUGAACAGCUCUAACUUUGCUCCUAGGGGGUUAGAGUCACUAUUUAUUCGCUAAAACAUGCCUAUUUCA
Owenia fusiformis is the source of this 2991-nucleotide messenger RNA. The record is from the annotation of a GenBank genome assembly. Lineage: Eukaryota; Metazoa; Annelida; Polychaeta; Sabellida; Oweniidae.